CCCAUGUUCAAUUAUUUUGUUGCUAGCUUACUAGCUACACAUAAGGCCGAUCAAAAUUUGAAGUAACCAGCGGCCCCGAACUUUUGUUUUCAGUUGACUCACUACUACUCAUCGUUAUAAUCAUGGCAGACACAGCAAAUGGCGAGACCGGUGUGAUUGCCUUAUACCAGACCUUUUUGAAGGAUCCUGAAAUAUCUACUCCUGUCGCAGUCUUUAAAGCAUUAACGGAAUUCGUUCGUGAUAACGCAGCACCCACAAUGUCGGAAUUCAUGGAGACGCUGGAGCGAGCUGCGCAAUCGAUCCGAGACGAUUCUCAAACGCGACGUGCAGAAAAAGGUCAACACAAAGCAACCAUUGCCACCCUGGCUGGUGUCGAUCUAUUUAUGCGAUUCGUGACAAGGAACUCGCAUGAUUUUUCACUUUCUACCAAGAGCUUUGAUGAUUUCAAAGACCAUCUGUUGUCGCGUGCAACACUGAUUCUCGAAAAAGCAUUCACAGCACGUAUCAAAGCAGCCGAGAUCGGCGCCGAGUUUGUGCAGGACAACUCAGUCAUUUUGGUACAUGCGUAUUCUCGUGUCGUGAUGAGCGUCCUGUAUCAUGCAGCAAAUGUACAGAACAAAAGAUUUAAAGUAUAUGUAACGGAAGGUCGGCCAAAUAGUGAAGGAUUGAAUGCUGUCAAAGCUCUUCGGGAAGCGGGCAUUCCUUGUCGGGCGAUUCUGGACUCGGCUGUGGGAUACAUUGUAGACAAGGUGGAUAUGGUCUUUGUUGGCGCUGAAGGUGUUGUAGAAAACGGGGGUGUCAUUAACCAGGUUGGUACAUAUCAAAUUGCACUUGUUGCCAAUACACUUGGUAAACCCGUAUACGCCGUAGCAGAAAGUUACAAAUUCGUUCGUGUAUAUCCUCUCAACCAAUAUGAUCUGCCUGCCGCUACACCCGAAAUUGUAAGCUUCACUUCAAGGAGAAAGUCGUUCAGCAACAACGGAGACUCCGACGCAUCACUGGAGGCAUCCAACCCAUCCGUAGAUUAUACUCCCCCACAGUAUGUCACCCUGUUGCUGACGGAUUUGGGUGUGCUUACCCCUAGUGGAGUCAGUGAUGAGCUUAUCAAGCUAUACUUGUAAAAAUACUUCUUUGUACGUAAAGUUUUAUAAAACAUAUCAAAAGCAUUACUCUAAGCGCAGAUUGUGUGAGCAGUGUAUGAUAUGCUUAGAAGAAUUGAAUCCGAAGCGUUAAAGACGAACUAAUAUUAC
This is a messenger RNA of Zychaea mexicana, 1250 nucleotides long. RefSeq lists its product as uncharacterized. Lineage: Eukaryota; Fungi; Mucoromycota; Mucoromycetes; Mucorales; Lichtheimiaceae. The coding region runs from base 123 to 1121 and encodes 332 amino acids. The transcript is spliced from 8 exons. The record is from RefSeq and is a predicted model, not a curated record. Gene Ontology annotation, biological process: translational initiation. Gene Ontology annotation, cellular component: eukaryotic translation initiation factor 2B complex. Gene Ontology annotation, molecular function: translation initiation factor activity; guanyl-nucleotide exchange factor activity.